CACCCAUCUCUUUCCCCCCCCCAAUCAUCAAUCUCUUUCUUUCAUCUCAUCUCUUUUCUUUUCAGUACAACCACAAUCAUCAUUCACGGUUUUUUCCUUCCGACAAUCUAUUAAAUUGAAUUUUGUUUGAAUUGCGCAUGGUGGUUGUGAGAGUGUAAUCGUCUCAUUCGCUUUCUUCUCUUUUAUCUAUCUAUUUCAAUCCCCCUUCUUCCCUCCCAUCUCAUCCAUCCAUCUGUCGCAACUUGCUUGCUUACAUACUUUACCUUACUAUUACUGUCGUCUACUACGAUACACACCUACCUACCUACCUAACAUCGCAUAUCGCAAUCCAGAUCAAAAUGGCAACCGACUACAGCAAGAAGACCAACGCCGAAUUGAUCGAGAUCCUCAAGUCGCGCAAUCUCCCCCACACGGGCAAGAAGGCUGAGAUGGUCGCUCGGCUCCAGGAGAACGAUAACAGCGCUGCUGACAAGUCGGAGGAGAAGCCUGCUGCUGCUGCUGCUGCUGCUACGAAGGGUGACAACAACACCGAUGAUGUGAUUGACUGGGAAGACGAUGAGGUCCCUGCUGGUGAGGCGGCUGCUACAGCGUCGACUGCGACGGGCGCCGCGGCAAUCGCGGCCGGUGGACAAGGCGAGGUAGAGAACCCCGUCAAGGUGCCGAAUCAGAAGUUGGAUGAGGAGGCGGAUCCCGCGACGGCGAAGGAUUUGAAGGUCGAACAACCUGGUGAUGCUGCGCAGCAGCAGGAGGAGAAGAAGGAAGAGGAGGGUGCUGGUGCUGGUGCUACGGGGAAGGAGGGAGAGGAGGAGAAGAAGCCGGCAGUUACUUACUCCGCUGGGUUGCCCAUUACGGAGAUGGAGGAGGAAUUGAAGAAGAGGAAGGCUCGCGCGGAGAAGUUCGGUGUUACGGAGGAGUCCAAGGCUGCGAUUGAAGCGGCGGAGAAGCAGCUGGAGCGGGCGAAGCGGUUCGGUACUGCGGCUCCGGCUCCUGGGGAAGUCGGUGUGAAGAAGCUGGAUGAGGCGUUGCCGGAGAAGGAGGAGAAGUCGCGCAAGAGAGGUCGCGGUGAUGAGCAGAGCGGCGGCGGCGGUGGUCGCGGUGGAAAGAAGAGGGAUCUCGGAGGGAGGAACAGGUUCCGCGGCAGAGGAGGACACGGUGGGAACCGUAACCAGGGUCAAGGUCGCCCUCAGAAGCAACAGAAUGGCGGUGGUGCUACUGCUGCUGCUGGGGCCAAGACCAACUGGAGUCAAAAGGACGUCGCGGCCCUGGAAGCUCGGAAGAAGAGGUUCGGAGCUGCUGCGUAGACCCAGAGGGUCGCAAUGUGAUAUUCCGGUUCAUAUUCUGCUAUCUCUUCUUUCUUCUUUCUUUACAGGUUACUGGCGUUUUAGGGGAAAUUCAAGCUUUGGUCUGAAAAUAUGCUGUUGUGUACAUGUUGCGAACUGGAGUCGCGGUUGACGGUGUGAGGGAUAUUGUGAUAAAAUGGCCUGGGUGCCACAAAGAAGUGCCGGACCUGGUCGAUCGGGUCGGCCAUUGUGUAACUGGCAAAUACGAUUCGGUCAUUGGAUCUGACGGUGUCACAAGAAGUCAGGGCCAUUAAGGAGAUCCCGGUAGGCAUUGUUGGAUAUUGCCCGGAGAUUUCCCCUGGAUGUGGUCAAAGAUCCGUGCAGGGUGACAUGCAUCCAUCCAAUCCGCCCUUGUGUUGCUUUCUUUUUCUUACCCUUCUUCAGUCAUUGUUCUCCCCAUCAAACAUCACUCACCAUUGACGAAGAAACGAGGCGAAUAAUAUAAAA
This is a messenger RNA of Aspergillus costaricaensis CBS 115574, 1787 nucleotides long. Its product is annotated as SAP domain-containing protein. Gene Ontology annotation, cellular component: nucleus. Bases 339 to 1301 code for a protein of 320 amino acids. Gene Ontology annotation, biological process: poly(A)+ mRNA export from nucleus. The record is from RefSeq and is a predicted model, not a curated record. NCBI's taxonomy places the organism in Eukaryota, Fungi, Ascomycota, Eurotiomycetes, Eurotiales, Aspergillaceae. The transcript has a single exon.